This is a messenger RNA of Malania oleifera, 3392 nucleotides long. RefSeq lists its product as uncharacterized. Gene Ontology annotation, molecular function: ER lumen protein retrieval receptor activity. Lineage: Eukaryota; Viridiplantae; Streptophyta; Magnoliopsida; Santalales; Ximeniaceae. Gene Ontology annotation, biological process: protein retention in ER lumen. Gene Ontology annotation, cellular component: membrane. The transcript has 5 exons. Bases 1778 to 2605 code for a protein of 275 amino acids. The record is from RefSeq and is a predicted model, not a curated record.
CAGAAGUUGCCAGAGCUUAAGCCGAUAAUCUAGUUGGGAUUUGAUCAAAUCUUAGCGAGAGAGGCCACCGAACAAAUGUACCCACGCUCACUCUCUCUCUUGCGCUUUAAGCGGACCGAGUUGACCAAACAGAAGUUGCCAGAGCAUAAGCCGAUAUUAGGAUAACGGUUCCGAUCUUGCUGGGAUAUCUUAGCGAGAGAGGCCGGGAGAUUUCAGACGCCACUUCGUUUCUAGGGCUUACCAGAAAUUUUGAAUUCGAAGUGUGCAGACAACUUCUCUCAUCAUCGUUUUCUCACUAUAUAUAUUAGUCUCCAGAAGAUUGGACGGUGUCUCUCGCACUCUGUUCCAAUUUCUUGGAGAUAUCUUUCCAUCAGAUUUCUCGGCGAUUUAGCUUUUCUUUGCUUAUACUCCACGAGUUCUCCAGUUUAAGGUGCGCAGGAAUCUAAGAGUUUUUGAAUCUUGAAGCUGCCAAGGAAACAAAAUUAUCCAUUUGUUCAACGGAGUCUAAGAUGACUCUUUGUCCAAGUCUCUCACUCAAAACCCAGGAGCUAACAGCUAUAUUUUUAGCUGUUACAUUAUUCUGCAGUUUCGUUAUGGAAUUUGAUAUACACACCUUACUGGAUUCGGCUACAUUGCUAACAACCCUGUGGGUUAUAUAUAUGAUUCGUUUUAACUUAAAGUCUAGUUACAUGGAGGACAAAGACAACUUUGCAGUUUAUUAUGUGGUUUUAGAUUCUCGUGGGCACUUACUGGUAGCUCUGGGCUAUGGAUUAUGGCCUUCCAUGGUUCUUAUUUCUGAAAUUGUCCAGACUUUCAUCCUGGCAGACUUUUGUUACUAUUAUGUCAAGAGCGUUUUUGGAGGACAGCUUGUGCUCCGUCUUCCCUCCGGAGUGGUGUGAUUGGAGAUCUCUUGCAUGCCACAGUUCAUCGGCAUAUUGGCUGCUGAAAUUUGCCUAGAAGCAGGCAAAUGUGGCUGGCAUUUUCUCUAUGUUCUUUCCUUCUGCUCUUGUAGAGUGUUCCUACUUGGGGGAAAUUGAAGAUGGAUGCUUGUAAAGUUUGGGAAUGCUGGAAAAUCUGGGUUGAUUUUUAAGUUUGGCAUGUGGUUUUUCUACCAUAUCAUUAUAAUAACUUCAAUUGUGCACCAACACUAAGCUUAGCUUUGUAUUGAGCAGCGCCCUUAAGUUUAUUUUUUAAAUUUAAUAUUUAACCAAAUUAAUUAGUAAUUAUCUGAUUUUAUUUAUUUUCAUAUGGCUGUGUCAUAGAAAUAUAAAAAUACAUACACACACAUAACAAGUUGUUACGUAAUAUUAUUAUUAAAAAAUUAAGCGCAUCUUGAUGAUCUCAUGAAAGAACUUAAAGAACAUUAGAAUAUUUCAAAUCAUGUAAAACAUGAUAAUCUUUUAAUUAUUAAGAAUCUUUAUGACUGAACCAAAUAAAAUAUUUUCAAUUGAGAUUGUAAAACUUAUUCUUAGGUAUUAAAUAUCUGUGAAAAGUAAUUUUAAGUAGGUUUGAGGGAUAAUAAUGGUAUUCCACUUUUGGCAAUUUAAAAUGUUCGUUAGUGUUAACGGCUUCUAUCAUCCCCUUCCUUUCAACAUCACCUUUUCCUUCCCUUUCUCUCCCUCUCUCGUCACUAGUUGCUGGAACCAACAUAGAUUUUAUAUCUUCCCUACUAUAGAUUUCUCAGGAAAUACCCAUGAAACUAAAGUCCCAUUUUCCUUCUAACCAAACAGGCAUCAACCAAUCAACCUGACAACUGAUUCUCCGCACUUUAGAGCAAAUGGUGCAAGAUUUUGAAACCCCACUUUCCUCCUUAAACUUUCCUCAGGCUCAGACUUCCUCUGGAAGAAGCAAUACAGACUAUGUUAGAAUGAUCUCUACGGUUCAAGAAAGCUCCAAGAAGCCUCAGGUUGGAAUCACCAUGGAUAUAUUGAGAGGAUGGAAUCACCAGCCAAACGAGAAAUUAAGAAAUAGAACUUUGCCUUUAGUGAACAUCUGGGAUUUCUUUGCAAGCUCCUUUGUUCUGAACAAUCAAUAUGGGAGUGAUUGUGGAAAGAAACUGAAGAAGGAUGAUCGUACUCUUGCCAAUCAUAAUCGUAGAAGUCAUACUAAUAGAGGAGGCAGUCGGGGCAAAGGAACGUUUUGUGAACUAAGCAGAAAGGGCAGCAAGAUUAGGGAGACAGCCAAGAAGGAUCGCAACAAUUUUAGAGGAGGAGGAAGAAGUGGUGGUGAGGGUGGGGAUGGUGGUGAAGGAAGAGAAGAAGGACAAUUUCGUGAUUGUGGCGGAGGAAGAGGAGGAGGACAAUGUGGCAGUGGUGGUGGAGGAAGAGGAGGAGAGGGACGUGGUGGUGGUGUUGGAGUAGGGUGUGGUGAUGGUGGUGAAGGAAGAGGACAUGGUGGUGAUGAUUGUGGUCGUGGUCGUGGGGGUGGCAGUAAUGGAGGAAGAGGUGGUGGUGGUGGUGGCAGUGGCUUUGGCAGUGAGGAAUAUGUUGAUGAAGAUGAUUUUGAAAACAAUAGACAGCGAAAGAGUCAAUUUAGUAAAGAUCGGUUGGUGGGGUGGCAGAAAAGGAGGUGGAAGAAGAAGAAUCAGUGGUGGCUUUGGCAGUGAGGAGUAUGUUGAUGAAGAUGAUUUUGAAACCACAAGACAGCGAAAGUGUCAAUUUCGUAAAGGAGGAAUAAUAAGAAGUCGUGAUGGUGGCUUUGGCAGUGAGGAGUAUGUUGAUAAAGAUGAUUUUGAAAACAAAAGACAGCAGAAACGUCAAUUUAAGGCUAAGGGAAAAAAUCUUCAUUAUGACCCAAAACUAGCUUUGAAGCUUGCCAGAAAGCGCCAUAAGAAAAUGCGAAAGCAGACAAUACAGUGCGAGCGUGACCGCAAGCACUAUUUCCUUCGCUUCACCUUUGAAUGGAGUUUCUAUUCCGAUAAUGAUUCUUGUACUAGAAGGGCAUGCUCCUUAUACCAAAAUGAAAGCACCUACCCUAUUGAGGAGAAGACCAUUCAAGAACCAAGAACCUGCUCUUUUGAGGAGGAGGAGAUCAUUCAUGAACCAAGCAUCUGCCCUUUUGAGGAGAAGAAGAUUGUUCAAGAACCAAGCCCCUGCCCUUUUGAGGAGGAGAAGAAUAUUCACGCACCACGCCUUUCUUAUGUCAUCUUUUGUAGAUUCUUACACACGCUUUGUUUGUUUUGGUUUCUAUGGUGUUGUCACCUGGGUUUAUCUGCCCUUUUGAGAAGAAGAUGAAUAUUCCAGUAUAGUGUCUUUCUUGGGUCAUUCUUUGGGAAUUCUCAUACAUGCUUCGUUUUGGUUUCUAUGUUGUUGUCUCCUAGGUCUAUCUGAUAAAGAGAUGUGUAGCAAUGAUGCAUCAUUUAAAUGGAGUUUUACUUUUGAUCAUGAGUACCA